UUAAAGCAGGCCUCUCAAAUGGCAAGAACAGCAGCAGGCUGAAGGACCUGGUCCCUGUCCCUCAGCCCCAGUCAGAGGAGAAGAUGCAGGAGAGGGGCCAAUGGAGCAACAAACUGGAGUUCAUCCUGUCUGUGAUGGGAUCCAUCAUCGGCCUGGGGAACAUGUGGCGCUUUCCUUACCUCUGUUACAAGAACGGAGGAGGUGAGUUCUAAAGGAUGAGCCCAGAGGAGGUCACAGACAUUUAAUUUUGAGUCACAAAGGCAAGCAUGUAUUGAUGUGUUUUGACAGGUCAAUAUUUUAAAUACGGAUUUGUUCUUAAUUGAAAAUAAUAGUUUGCAAAUGAUUUUCUUGACUUAUUCAUUUUAGCUCCUAGUGGAGCAAAGAGCCUCAACUGUGCAUCUCCACCGACCGAUUGCAAAUGGCUAUUUCAAUUUCAGUUUCAAUUUCAGAGGCCUAGCUAUAAAAACAGUGUUGGGUGUAAUUGGGACUCCGGCCUAUUUAGAUCAGGCCAUGGGUUUAGGGAAAUGCUUAUGUAGGUGGUGCUACAUCAGACAUUUCUCUCUGUGGGGUGUAUGGGAUCAGAGGUUAGGGGUCAGAGAAUGUCACAGCUGUUGUUUCCCCUCUGUCCUAAAUAGCCUGUGGUCAAGCAGUUGCCCCUGCAGCGUUUGCCAUGUUCCGGAAAUCCAUCCAUCCAAGCACUCUAAACAUCUUCAGAUCGGCUGACGUCAAAAGUCGACAGACUGCGUCAUUAACUCAGCUUGAAAAUAAAAUAUGUUGACAUUGAUUGAGAUUAAUCACAGACUGAAAUUGUAAUCAUUGAAACCCUAUGGAUGAAACACCUUAUUAUAGUGUCUACAAGAGGUAAUUCAUUCCUUGACAAUCCUAGCCUUGUGGCAUGGGGCAUUAUCUUGCUGAAAAAAUCAAUUUGCAGAUGGAUACACUGUUGCCAUGAAGGGAUGCACCUAAAUGGCAAUGAUGUUCAGAUAUCCUGUGGCAUUUAAAUGUUGCGGCACUUUUAUCAAGGGACCCAAUGUGUGCCAUGAAAACACACCCCACACCAUCAAUGUUGAUACGCGGCAUGAUGGAUGCAUGUACUCGUGGUUUUCUCCAUACUCUAGUCCUCCCAUCAGUGUGAAAUGGCAGGAACGGGGAUUAAUCAGACCAGGCAAUGCUUUUACAAUUCUCCAGUAUCCAGUGUUUUCGUUCUUUAGCCCACUGGAACCACAGUUUCUUGUUUUUUUGCUGAAAGAAGUGGAACUCUGUAAUGUCGUCAGCUGCCAUACCCCAUUCGUGUCAAGGUACGAUGAGUUGUGCAUUCUUUUAUGGGUCUUUGGGCACCACUGUUGUACUUGACUGUCAGUUGACUAACUGUAGCCCGUCUGUUACUCUGCACAAUUCGUGUCAGCCUCCUUUUGUUCUCUUUCAUCAAUGUCCCGUUUUCGACCACUGGCCUGCCAUUGGCUGGAUGUCCUUUGGGUGGUGGACCAUUCUUGAUACACACAGGAAACCCAGCAGCGUUGCAGUUCUUGACACACUCAAACCGGGGUGCCUGGCACCUACUAUCAUACCCCGUUCAAAGGCACUUGAAUCUUUUGUCUUGCUCAUUCACCCUCUGAAUGGCACACACACAAUCCAUGUCUCAAUUGUCUUGAGGCUUAAAAAUCCUUCUUUAACCUGUCUCCUCCCUUUCAUCUACACUGAUUUGAAAUGGAUUUAACAGGUGACAUCAAUAAGGGAUCAUAGCUUUUACCUGGAUUCACCUGGUCAGUCUGUCAUGGAAAGAGCAGGUGUUCCUAAUGUUUUUUGUACACUCAUUGUAUAUUCUUUGUAUGACUCUCUCCAUUUCCCGUCCCCCAGGUGCAUUUCUCAUCCCCUACCUGAUCUUCCUGUUCACCUGUGGCAUACCUGUGUUCUUCCUGGAGACUGCUCUGGGCCAGUACACCAGCGAGGGAGGCAUCACCUGCUGGAGGAAGAUCAGUCCACUGUUUGAGGGUAACCUGCUCUUUCUUAUGGGAGUAUAUCUUCCUUUUAGGCAUUAUACUGUAAAUAAAGUUAUGCCAUACAAUAAGGGUUUGCGUCCGAGCUUUUUACACUUUUUCAUGUAUCACUAUUCUAUGUACUAUGCAAUAAACAAUAUGUACUUAUAUUGUAAUUACAUAGUUACUAACAUGUUUUUACCUGGUUUUAGUGACACUUACUACAAAGUGGGACUUUUGAUUUACUUUCUAUUCAUUCCUCCCUGUCCUUGCUCCAGGUCUUGGCUAUGGCACCCAGAUCAUCGUGGCUCUGCUGAACUCCUACUACAUCGUGGUCCUGGCGUGGGGAAUCUUCUACCUGUCUUUCUCCUUCUCCUGGGAACUCCCUUGGUCCUCCUGCAACAACACCUGGAAUACAAGUGAGACAACAAUAAUAAUGGAAAGGUUAACUAUGUUUUAAAGUGGCUUUGCUGUAUGGAGCGAUAUUACAAAUAAAAAAAGAUUUGAAUUCCAAUAAAAUGUAUGUUGGCACUCCAUAUUACUGCUUUAACACUAGUCGGUGAUUAUGGUGGUAAUGAUGCAAAAUGUACUUUUUUUUUAUCUAAGAAAAUUGCGUGGAGUUUCAGAGGAGGAACUAUUCUGUCAACUACACCCUGCCUGAAAACUCCACAUCCCCCGUCAUUGAAUUCUGGGAGUAAGUAUUCAAAGCAAUUACAUUGUUGGAAGUUACAAUCUAUCUGCAAUAUUAAAGCUGAUCUACUCCAAAAAAAAUUAUAUAAUUUUUUAAAAAUAAAACGCACCUCUCUUUGUUAUUCAACACAUCUCCAUUGAAAUAAGAUUUUUGUCCAGGACUACGCUUAAUCUGUGUCCGGGAAACCGGACCCUGAAGUCUUAAAGCUUUUAUGAUAUUUUAACCUUAUUUGGAGUAGCUGAGGGUCCUUAAAAUCGGAAUAUCUAAACUAGAAUUGUUACUGCACUUCGUCCAUUGUGAUUUCGUUCUGACCCCCUGUGUUAUGUGUUUAUUCAGGAGAAGAGCCUUGAGGCUGUCGUCCGGCAUCGACCACAUGGGCUCUCUGAACUGGGACCUGGCCCUCUGUCUGGCCAUCGCCUGGGUCAUGUGUUACUUCUGCAUCUGGAAAGGGGUCAAAUCCACUGGGAAGGUGGGCUUGUUUCUUUCAAUUCUUCCUGUCUUCGUUUGCUUCACCAGGGUCAUGUUCAUUAGGCAUUAACCCCUUACACUCAUGGGAAUUGGCCUAUAUUGAUAGGGCUAAAUUGAAAUGUUUCUUACUGAAGAAAUAUGAAAAGUAUAUGCAUAACCAUGGUAGCAAUCAAAAGGGAACAGUUUGGGGAUUAUGGGAAAAUUAUUAGACUAAAGCUGAUAACAAAACAGUUAAUCUGACACGAGACUGAAUCCAAACAUUACACUGUUGAUUUUAUGUGCAUUUACUGUACUUUUCGCCACAUUUGUUGAUAACGAAAUAUGAAAAUACUCUGGAUACAUACAGUAACAUAAGAAUAUUCAUGGUGAUUUGGGGUAGGUGCAACAAAAAAAAUACAAGGUUUUGAGUGAUAGGUCUAACUGGUGUCUCCAAGUGGCCACACAACUCUCCAAAGUGUGCACAGUUCCUAUGUAAUUGCAAUACACUUUUAUGACUCAAAGAAGAGUUUUCUACUAUAAGGUGCUUUUUUGAGCUCACCUUGCUGUGCCGUUGAGGAACUAGAUCAAGCAGACUUGUAGUUUUCUUUGGAACUCUCGUGUGGCUCAGUUGGUAGAGCAUGGCACUUGACGUUGGUGGCACCUUAAUUGGGGAGGACGGGCUCGUGGUAAUGGCUGGAGUGGAAUCAGUGGAAUGAUAUCAAACACAUGGUUUCCAUGUGUUUAAUGCCAUUCCAUUUGCUCCGUUCUGGCCAUUUAUUAUGAGCUGUCCUCCCCUCAGCAGCCUCCUGUGGCACCAGGGUUGUGGGUUCUAUUCCCACGGGGGACCAGUACAAACAAAUAUGAAAAUGUUUGCACUCACUACUGUAAGUCGCUCUAUAUAAGAGUGUCUGCUCAAUGACUAAAAUGUAAUGUGAAAUGAACACAGCCCUGCAUCCCCGCCUUUUACACAAUUACUGUUGUUUACGCAUUCCAAAAAUUGUCCAUUAUAAAUCGCAAUCUGGUCAGGUGGGCGUCAUUUGAAAGAGUGUCUAUUGCCAACAUGGCUAGCUAAGUAACAGAUCAGGGUCAUGUUCAUCUUACAAGGCAAUUCGAAGAAGCAGAUUGUAAUUUUCGUGUGCAUAGAAUAGAAUGACGAGUGCAUUCAAAUGCGUGUUCCCCUUCACAUUUCUUCACCAUGUGACAAACCAGCUCAUUCUGUUCAGAACAACCCAUGGUAAGACGCCAUAUUGUCUUGUAACUGUACAUCAAGCAUAGUGAUCAUAAACGUUAACAAUGUAUAUUACAUGGGUUUUAUGAUAUGGAAAUGUGAAGUGCACAUUUGGACUAAUGGGUGAUUGGCUUGCUUGUAUGACAUCAAAGCGGUAUUUAUUCUAAUCUCUAACGUCUCAUCUUUCGAAAUACGUCGAGUCCUCUUAAUUUACAGCAUUUCCCUCAGACAACAAAAAAAAAAAAUUCUCACUCAGACAACAAAAAAGUUGCAAAAGUUGCCCAACUAGUAGGAGGGAUGGGGCAACUUCUUGUCCCGCGUGGUUUUGAACCGCUUUCAGUCAAAACCAAUACUGGGCUGUAAAGCGGAGACCUUGAGCUCUGACGUAAUGUAUAGCAUGUUACUGUACAGCCACUGCGUUCCAAUUUAGGCGCUUAUCAGUGUCCAAAUCUUCUAUUUUGAACCUGUAUACGGGUACGAGUGUAAAGAGUUACACAGAAGAAGCAGGGUGAAACAAAGAGGGACUACCUGGACUUGUUCAAUAAGAAACACUAAUUUCUUCCAAUGAAUAAAAUAAAACGUGUUUUCCCUUAAUGAACAUGAGCCUGAUCUGUUGGAUCACCGAACUUUUCAAUAUGAUUCCAUCCAAUCUAUAGGUGGUGUACUUCACAGCUACCUUCCCCUACCUGAUGCUGAUAGUUCUGCUGAUUCGAGGAGUCACUUUACCUGGAGCGGACCUAGGGAUCAAGUUCUACCUAUACCCUGACCUGUCAAGACUAGCAGACCCUCAGGUAUGUACCACAACAACAAUAAUAACCCCUGGCCCAUGCUGUUACAUAAUAGAAACCCUGUUGACUGAACCACACACUCACACUCGCAUCAGGUAGCUUAUUGUUGUGGAAGCAAUGGUAUGCCUGGCUGAAAUUACAUUUUAUACUCAGAAUAGCAAACAAACAGUCUACUUUCAGCAUUUUACGGUGACGUGACUAUCAGAACAUAAUUAUGUUUGGGACUGGCAUGAUUUCAAAUAAAUUCUCUGUAAUAGUUAUCUCAAUAUUACCCAAAGUCUUCCCAGACUGGGGAAUUUGAAGUUCCUUAGGUGAAGGUCCUCCAGGUGUGGGUGUAGAUAUCCCAGGGUUCCCUGCUAGCUGGAAUGCUAUUUUUUGCUCAGUCCAUCUGUGUUCCAUGAAAAAGUCUGUAGCAGGCUGUGAGUGGUGGGGUUGCACGGAGGGGCAGGACACUGCAGUGAAGGUAAACACUGACCUCCAGGACCCUCCGGCUGCUAGACUCCCCCUCAGAGUCUCAGGGCUCAGCCCUCAACUGGCUUAGCCUGGUCUGGACCAAAGCCCGGUCUUUUCAGGUUCAGCAUCAAAGUGCUGUUCUCCACAUGGUGGGCUGGGAAAUUUGGGAAUUGGAACUCACUGGUGGGCCGCAACAUGGCUGAUGCCAUAGAUUUAGAGUUUGGCAAACUCAGUACCAAAACCAAUUGUGUUUGUCUGCAGGGGGGUUUGAACCAGUGGGAUUGAUGGCAUUGACACCACAGCUUUCGCCUGCCCUUUCUCGAAACCCACCCAUCCACACCCUAGCGGGGGGCAGAUAUUUUGAUUGCAUCAUCAUCCCAGGGCCUUUUGUUGCCCCCAAUCUCACCUCAGAUCUUCAAUGUCUGGUUGGUGAUUGAGAGGUGGGGAUCGUUAAUCAAUGUUUAGACCACAAGACGUUUAACUGACUGGUUGACAAUUCACCUCUGCAGUGUCACUGGUCCACUGAUUAGGUGAACUCAUUAGGGACAGAGAGGAAGAGAAAGGAAAAACAAGCAUGUGAUGUGGUACUCCACAUGAGGCUGCUCUUUAAGUCUCACAUUCUCAAAACACACAUGACUAGAGGUGUGUUUUAUUUAUCCACGUGCAUCGUGUGUUGUACGUUUUCAAGCAUUUGGGACAGAUGUAAACAUUUUUUUAAAUAAAUGUUGGCCCACAGUCAGGAAACCUGCCAAAACAAAAACAGGUGACUCUCGAUUACUUUUUAAAAGGAGGUUUGUAUUUAUUCAUGAGCUUAGGCAUGAUCCAAUAGCAUCCCUAGAUGACACACCUUUGUAUUUAUUAGUCCAUUUUCUUCUACAGUAGUUGCUUGACUGUCCUCUGUUUGUGUACCCCCCACCUCUCUCUGUAUGACAGGUAUGGAUGGAUGCAGGCACCCAGAUCUUCUUCUCCUAUGCCAUCUGUCUAGGCUCCCUCAUAGCAUUGGGGAGUUACAACAAGUACAACAACAACUGCUACAAGUACGCUAAAGAUGCAUUAAACACACUUACCAAACAUGCAAUCACUCACACACACUGUUAAUUAAGCUUCUGUUAAUUAAACUCUCCUUAAAUCUUCAUAUUUUUGGUGUCUUGUAUUGCAGAGACUGCCUGGCCCUGUGCUUCCUGAACAGUGGGACAAGCUUUGUGGCAGGCUUUGCCAUUUUCUCCAUCCUGGGUUUCAUGGCUUAUGAACAGGAUGUCCCCAUCUCAGAGGUAGCAGAGUCUGGUGAGUGUGUGUGUGUGUGUGUUAACUUCAAUAAUUUGUUCAAAUGCAAGUAUAAUGUUAUUUCGCUUUUUAUUUCGCUAUUAUAUAUGAUUCCCUGUUUUCUCUUCAUUAGGUCCUGGUCUGGCCUUCAUUGCGUACCCUCGUGCUGUGGCUAUGAUGCCGUUUUCUUCACUAUGGGCCAUCUUCUUCUUUAUCAUGAUCAUCCUGCUAGGGUUGGACAGUCAAGUAAGGCCUCUUAAGUAAUUUACAAUGUUUAUGAACAUACUGUCAAGCAAAUGGACCCGGUUAAGGAUAGAAUGGACCAUUUCUGUACAACGGGAACUGAGAGGAGAUCCGAGAGCAUCACUAUGUAACCAAACAUUCCUAGCCUAACAUGAUAUCAAAGAUGCUCACUAUUUAUGUUACCAAACAUGCCUAUAACUGAGAUUUGUUAAAAUACCUCUCCCUUUCUCUCCAGUUUGUGUGUGUAGAGAGCUUGACAACGGCCAUGGUGGACAUGUACCCCGAGGUGUUCCGUCGUAAGAACCGCAGGGAGCUCUUUCUGGCUUUAGUGGCCUUCAUCUCCUUCCUCAUGGGCCUGGUCAUGCUGAUGGAGGUAGGCAUCACAUUUGGAAUUAACCCUCAUGGGUUAGUUAGGGGGACAAACCUGCCUGGGGACUGGGUUGGGGAUAAACCCUCAAGGGCUAUUUCAUUGUGUUCUUUAGCUGUAAUAUGCAGACAGACAUAAAGUCUAACUUACCAGGUGGCUGGUCGAGAUCUCAUUCAAAGUAAACAAAAAAUAUCUAUAUUUAGAUUUGAUUUAUUAGCUAGGACAUUUUCAUUUUGUGGAUAGAAACCACUUCAGAGUGGCUAACAACCUUGUUACUGUGGUUCAGGACAGCGUAACACAUUCAUUUAUACACUACAUGACCAAAAGUAUGUGGACACCAGGGGCCUCCCGAGUGGUGCAACGGUCUAAGGCACUGCAUCGCAGUGUUGAGGCGUCACUACUGCCUGGGGGUUCGAUCCCAGGCUGUGUCACAGCCGGCCUUGACCGGAUGUCCCAUAGGGCGGCGCACAAUUGACCCAGCGUUGUCCUGGUUAGGGGAGGGUUUGGCCAGGGGGGAUUUCCUUGGCUCAUUGCACUCUAAUGACUCCUGUGUGGUGGGCCUGGCGCCUGCAAGCUGACUUUGAUCGUCUGUUGAGCGGUGUUUCAUCCGACACAUUGGUGCGGCUGGCUUCCGGGUUAAGCGAGCCGAUGUUAAGAAUCAGCGCAGCUUGGCAGGUCAUGUUUCGGAGGACGCAUGACUCUACCUUCGCCUCUCCCGAGCCCGUUGGGGAGUUGCAGCGUUGAGACAAGAUCGUAACUACCAAUUGGAUAUCACGAAAUUGGGGAGAAAAAGGGGGUAAAUAAAACAACAGAAAAGUAUGUGGACACCUUCUCGUCGAACAUCUCAUUCCAAAAUCAUGGGCAUUAAUAUGGAGUUGGUCCCCCCUUUGCUGCUAUAACAGCCUCCAAUCAUCUGGGUAGGCUUUCCACUAGAUGGUGGAACAUUACUGCGGGGACUUGCUUCCAUUCAGCCACAAGAGCAUUACUGAGGUCGGGCACUGAUGUUGGGGGAUUAGGCCUGGUUUGCCUUCGUCGUUCCAAUUCAUCCCAAAGGUGUUUGAUGGGGUUGAGGUCAGGGCUCUGUGCAGGCCAGGCAAGUUCUUCCACACCGAUCUCGACAAACCAUUUCUGUAUGGACCUCACUUUGUGCACAGGGGGCAUUGUCAUGCUGAAACAGGAAAGGGCCUUCCUCAAACUGUUGCCACAAAGUUGGAAGGCAGAAUCGUCUAGAAUGUCAUUGUAUGUUAUAGUGUUAAGAUUUCCCUUCACUCGAACCAUGAAAAACAGCCUCAGACCAUUAUGCCUCCUCCACCAAACUUUACAGUUGACACUAUGCAUUGGGAGCAGGUAGCGUUCUCCUGGCAUCGGCCAAACCCAGAUUCGUCCGUCGGACUGCCAGAUGGUGAAGCGUGAUUCAUCAUUCCAGAGAACUUGUUUCCACUGCUCCAGAGUCCAAUGGCGGCGAGCUUUACACCACUCCAGCCGACACUUGGCAUUGCGCUUGGUGAACUUAGGCUUGUGUGCGGCUGUUCAGCCAUGGAAACCCAUUUCAUGAAGCUCCCGACAAACAGUUAUUGUGCUGACAUUGUUUCCAGAGGCAGUUUGGAAUUCGGUAGUGAGUGUUGCAACCGAGGACAGACGAUUUUUACGCGCUACGCACUUCAGCAUUCGGCAGUCCUGUUCUGUCAGCUUGUGUGGCCUACCACUUCGCAGCUGAGCCGUUAUUGCUCCUAGACAUUUCCACUUCACAAUAACAGCACUUACAGUUGAUCGGGGCAUCUCUAGCAGGGCAGAAAUUUGAUGAACUAACUUGUUGGAAAGGUGGCAUCUCAUGACUGUGCCAUGUUGAAAGUCACUGAGCUCUUUAGUAAGGCCAUUCCACUGCCAAUGUUUGUCUAUGGAGAUUGCAUGGUCGUGUGCUUGAUUUUAUACACCUGUCAGCAAUGGGUGUGGCUGAAAUAGUCCCCUGUAUCUCAGUUGGUAGAGCAUGGAGCAUGGCGCUUGUAACGCCAGGGUUGUGGGUUCGUUUCCCACAGGGGGCCAGUAUGAAAAUGUAUGCACUCACUAACUGAAAGUCGCUCUGGAUAAGAGCAUCUGCUAAAAUGUAAAUUGUAAAUAGCCGAAUAAUUUUGUAUAUAGAGUGUACAGUGGGGAGAAGAAGUAUUUGAUACACUGCCGAUUUUGCAGGUUUUCCUACUUACAAAGCAUGUAGAGGUCUGUAAAAAUCCAGAAAAUCACAUUCUAUGAUUUUUAAGUAAUUAAUUAGCAUUUUAUUGCAUGAUAUAAGUAUUUGGUACAGAAACCUUUGUUUGCAAUUACAGAGAUCAUACGUUUCCUGUAGGUCUUGACCAGGUUUGCACACACUGCAGCAGGGAUUUUGGCCCACUCCUCCAUACAGACCUUCUCCAGAUCCUUCAGGUUUCGGGGCUGUGGCUGGGCAAUACGGACUUUCAGCUCCCUCCAAAGAUUUUCUAUUGGGUUCAGGUCUGGAGACUGGCUAGGCCACUCCAGGACCUUGAGAUGCUUCUUACGGAGCCACUCCUUAGUUGCCCUGGCUGUGUGUUUCGGGUCGUUGUCAUGCUGGAAGACCCAGCCACGACCCAUCUUCAAUGCUCUUACUGAGGGAAGGAGGUUGUUGGCCAAGAUCUCGCGAUACACGGCCCCAUCCAUCCUCCCCUCAAUACGGUGCAGUCGUCCUGUCCCCUUUGCAGAAAAGCAUCCCCAAAGAAUGAUGUUUCCACCUCCAUGCUUCACGGUUGGGAUGGUGUUCUUGGGGUUGUACUCAUCCUUCUUCUUCCUCCAAACACGGCGAGUGGAGUUUAGACCAAAAAGCUCUAUUUUUGUCUCAUCAGACCACAUGACCUUCUCCCAUUCCUCCUCUGGAUCAUCCAGAUGGUCAUUGGCAAACUUCAGACGGGCCUGGACAUGCGCUGGCUUGAGCAGGGGGACCUUGCGUGCGCUGCAGGAUUUUAAUCCAUGACGGCGUAGUGUGUUACUAAUGGUUUUCUUUGAGACUGUGUUCCCAGCUCUCUUCAGGUCAUUGACCAGGUCCUGCUGUGUAGUUCUGGGCUGAUCCCUCACCUUCCUCAUGAUCAUUGAUGCCCCACGAGGUGAGAUCUUGCAUGGAGCCCCAGACCGAGGGUGAUUGACCGUCAUCUUGAACUUCUUCCAUUUUCUAAUAAUUGCGCCAACAGUUGUUGCCUUCUCACCAAGCUGCUUGCCUAUUGUCCUUUAGCCCAUCCCAGCCUUGUGCAGGUCUACAAUUUUAUCCCUGAUGUCCUUACACAGCUCUCUGGUCUUGGCCAUUGUGGAGAGGUUGGAGUCUGUUUGAUUGAAUGUUUGGACAGGUGUCUUUUAUACAGGUAACGAGUUCAAACAGGUGCAGUUAAUACAGGUAAUGAGUGGAGAACAGGAGGGCUUCUUAAAGAAAAACUAACAGGUCUGUGAGAGCCGGAAAUCUUACUGGUUGGUAGGUGAUCAAAUACUUAUGUCAUGCAAUAAAAUGCAAAUGAAUUACUUAAAAAUCAUACAUUGUGAUUUUCUGGAUUUUAGUUUUAGAUUCCGUCUCUCACAGUUAGUGUACCUAUGAUAAAAAUUACAGACCUCUACAUGCUUUGUAAGUAGGAAAACCUGAAAUCGGCAGUGUAUCAAAUACUUGUUCUCCCCACUGUAUGUAUGCCAGGUGGGUUGUCACUGCAGGCUUUUGAGUUGUUUUCUUGUCUCUCUUCAGGGUGGGAUGUAUGUGUUCCAGCUGAUGGACUACUAUGCUGCUAGUGGCAUGUGUCUUCUCUUCAUGGCCAUCUUUGAGACGGUCUCCAUCGCAUGGGUCUAUGGUAAGUUAGAAUCCAAUAAAAUAAUAACCUGAUGGAACCUUCAAAAGAUCUUUACACCAUAUCAAUCCCCCAAAGACAGAACUGUCAUUGGUUUAAUCUGGAGUUUAUGCCAGAGUACAGUGCAUUCGGAAAGUAUUCAGACCACUUCACCUUUUCCACAAAAACUGUUUUUUUGAAAUGUUUGUUAAUUUAUAAAAAAUAAAAUAAAUAAAUACCUUAUUUACAUAAGUAUUCAGACCCUUUGCUAUGAGACUAGAAAUUGAGCUCAGGUGCAUCCUGUUUCCAUUGAUAAUCCUUGAGAUGUUUCUGCAACUUGAUUGGAGUCCACCUGUGGUAAAUUCAAUUGAGUGGGCAUGAUUUGGAAAGGCACACACCUGUCUAUAUACAGUCCCACAGUUGACAGUGUAUGUAAGAACAAAAACCAAGCCAUGAGGUCGAAGGAAUUGUCCGUAGAGCUCCGAGACAGGAUUGUGUCGGAGCACAGAUCUGGGGAUGGGUACCAAAAAAUAUCUGCAGCGUCACGUCUGGAGGAAAACUGGCACCAUCCCUACGGUGAAGCAUGGUGGUGGCAGCAUCAUGCUGUGGAGAUGUUUUUCAGCGGCAGGGACUGGAAGACCAGUCAGGAUCGAAGGAAAGAUGAACGGAGCAAAGUACAGAGAGAUCCUUGAUGAAAACCUGCUCCAGGAAAACCUGCUCAGGACCUCAGACUGGGGCGAAGGUUCACUUUCCAACAGGAAAACAACCCUAAGCACACAGCCAAGACAAUGCAGGAGUGGCUUCGGGACAAGUCUCUGAAUUUCUGUGAGUGGCCCAGUCAGAGCCCGGACUUGAAUCCGAUCUAACAUCACUGGAGAGACCUGAAAAUAGCUGUGCAGCGACGCUCCCCAUCCAACCUGACAGAGCUUGAGAGGAUCUGCAGAGAAGAAUGGGAGAAACUCCCCAAAUACAGGUAUGCCAAGCUUGUAGCAUCAUACCCAAGAAGACCAGAGGCUGUAAUAGCUGGCAAAGGUGCUUCAACAAAGUACUGAGUAAAGGGCCUGAAUACUUAUGUAAAUGUGAUAUUUAUGUUUUUUUAUUUUAUAAUUUACAAAACAUUUGACAAACCUGUUUUUGCUUUGUCAUUAUAGGGUAUUGUGUGUAGAUUGAUGAGAGAGAGAGAAAAAAAGUGUAAUCCAUUUUAGAAGAAGGCUGUAACGUAACAAAAUGUGAAAGUCAAGGGGUCUGAAUACUUUCCAAAUGCGCUGUAUAUUCCUGACCUUUGAUAGUACUGUUCAGAGACUGCUUCAUAGUCCCAAUUGUUGACAUUUAUGUCCACAGCUCUUGUUAUGACCAAACCCAGCAUGGUUAGCCUGUCUCUCUGUUGUAUGUUGUUCCAGGUGUCGACCGCUUCUAUGAUAACAUUGAAGACAUGAUUGGCUACCGUCCAGGACCUUACAUUAAAUACUGCUGGCUGUAUGUCACCCCAGCCACAUGCAUUGUGAGUGACCUACAAAUCCAUUUAAACUCUCGUAUACAGUAUAAAAUGCAAUUCGUUAGGGAAAAUAUUUGUUUCCUGACCAGGAAAAAUCUGUGCCCUAGACAGAUCACAUGAUCUGGAAAAACUCCAGUUACAGUUGUAAACAUUGACGGCCCCAGUCAAGGCCCACUGCUAAAUUGACUGCAAAUACUUUUGUUUUCUCUAGGCCACCUUUGCAUUCUCCCUCAUCAAGUACACCCCUCUGAAGUACAACAAUGAGUAUGUGUACCCCUGGUGGGGCUAUGUGAUAGGCUGGCUCCUGGCUCUUGCCUCCAUGGUCUGCAUCCCUCUCUGGAUUAUCUACAAACUCGCCACCACAGAAGGAACACUCAGA
This is a messenger RNA of Coregonus sp. 'balchen', 13139 nucleotides long. NCBI's taxonomy places the organism in Eukaryota, Metazoa, Chordata, Actinopteri, Salmoniformes, Salmonidae. The record is from the annotation of a GenBank genome assembly.